AUGCUUGGAAGUAUCUCGCGUCUGCGAAUGACGACCCCGGAGAGUCAAGCUGCGCCUGUUCCCGCGGAGGUCGCGCCAAUAUCGCGGAUGCCCGAUGAGGUAUUGGACUUGUUCUUCUCUGUUGUCGCCGUCUCGGAGCCCGUCCGCGGGAUCCACGAUAUAUCCCAAGCACACCCAGACACAAGACAGCCUACAUACAUCGAAUGUCUGGGUUGGCUGCGUCUUUCCGCCGUUUGCCGUCGCUGGCGUGCUCUUAUCUUAGCUUCAAGCGCGUUAUGGGCCAGCGUUGUAUUCUCUAUUCCAUCACCGGAGAUGGCUUUGCAAGCCCUGUCCAGAUCUGGACAGUCUCCUCUCGAUAUGCGCAUUCCUGCCGAAAGGAUCACCGCUUGGCGCCUUUCCGGAGAGAACCAGAGCUCAAAGAAGUGGGGACCACCGCAUGCCCAUCGCGAACGUUUGACGAACCUUGCCGCCACUCAUGCUACGCGGAUGUCGCGCUUCUCAGCAGCAGACAUGACUCCCCAAAAUUACCGAGAUAUCUUCAUGGACGGAGACUUUCACUCGUUGUCGAGCCUAUCGCUCACGCACGACACGAGACGUGUACACAUACCCAUCCGCGAAAGCAUCGGAUACCUGCGCGUUCAUGCACCUCGCGCUUACGAGGCCCGCUUACCGGUAGCUCUUCCCGUCGCGUGUGGCGAUGAUCCUGGCAUCAACUUGUCCCUUCCGGGCCUGCGUUAUCUACACCUGGACGCCGACUCAUAUUGCCAGCCGGUCAACUUCAGUGACUGUAUGGGGUGGAUAUUGGGCCUCCUUCGGGGUGCAGCAGGGCUGGAGCAUCUGAGGCUCAAUCUGGAUUACCCUAUAGGCUCCCCUAUUGACUGGGCCACGUGCUUGGGAGAAGAGACAAUACGGCUCCCUGCACUUCGCAAUGUAGGUCUUGUAGGGGAACGCGCCGCUCGCAUGGACCAGUUUCUAUCGCGCAUUGCCGCCAAAGCCCUUCCGCGCACGCGACUCUGCGUUUGUUCACGUGCAAGUGGAUACGAUGAACUCGAUACCAAUCCCGAAUGUUUGGAAGGGUGUGGAAUGAUCAUUAGCAACGCGUUGCGUGCAUAUUUGCUUGACUCAGUGUGCAUCUCGGUACGAUGCGGAGGGAGAAAAUCAGGUUUCUGUUUUAUGGCGUUCUCGAGCUCUGAUGUGGCCAGCGAGCCCGCUUUCAUGGAUGUACUUUGGGAUGACGUCAAUCGUCAUGCCCGUCAUUCGGUGGGGCUGGAAGUACUGAAUCUCAGUCCCUUGCACGAUAUGGGAUGGGCCACGCUCGACCCACUAUCCCCAGGACUCGUAAACUCUGAUGUGGCAAAGGAAUUAUACCUCGAUAGCGCAAUGUUUGAGCAAACGCGGGUCAGCAACAUGCGGCGAUUCCUGCGCUCAUGCCUCCCGGGCAUCACCACCUUACAUUGUAUCGAGCAGCGAAACGGGCGGGGUGCCUACGAGGACCACAUAGAACCUUGCACUGUCUCUCUCAAUGUUCUCGUGGAAGGUGUCAACGACACGAGUGAGGACGCAGAUUCAGACUCACAGAAUCCCGAACUCGACAUCGGCCGCACAGGCGCCACAUCGACUGUCAGAGCACACGGUCCUUCGGGACAUCCGCGCCGUGGCCCACAAGAGGCAGCGUUGUCCAUCCUACCCAAUCUGACCACGCUCGUCGUUACCAUGUGGGUGACCAAGGAUAAGACGGAAAAGCCUAGUGAAAGAAGGAAGGACGUCGGCAUCUCGAGCGCCGACGUUACCGUCUGGUGGUCCGCGCUCCACCGCGCAUUGAAAUACCGCUACAACAUAGGCUUUCCUAUCCGUACCUUACGCAUUAUCGGCGGCUGGGCGUCGAAGAAGUUACGAGAUCGCACAGCGAAACUGGAUAGCGGGGAGCUCAAGAGCGUGACUGAGUUCGUCCAGGAAAUUGUCGACGAGCGCAAAGUGGAAGGGAACUUUUAUAUCAAGCCUGAUUCGUACGAAUAUUAA
Molecule: messenger RNA, 2019 nt
Organism: Peniophora sp. CBMAI 1063
Lineage: Eukaryota; Fungi; Basidiomycota; Agaricomycetes; Russulales; Peniophoraceae
Source: the annotation of a GenBank genome assembly